UGGCGGUAAAGGAGUAACAAGUUUUCCCGUGUCUUCAAAAACUAACGAAAUGUGAACAAAACUUUAUUGUUAGCGUGAAAGAUCGACAAAUUUCAAUGAAGUUGGGAGGGUUAAUGCUACAGCAAUUGGAGGAUCAGCCUCCAUUGGUUCAGGCAUGUUUCCACGGUGAUCCUGAUGAAGUGCGAGCGUUAUUGUAUAAAAAGGAAGACGUCAACUAUCAGGAUGAAGAGAAGAGAAGCCCGUUACAUGCAGCCGCGUACUGUGGUGAAUCAGAAAUAUCUGACCUAUUGAUACUCAGUGGUGCUCGAGUUAACGCUAAAGAUAAUAAAUGGCUGACUCCGUUACAUCGUGGUUGUGGUUCCAAAUCUGAUGAAGGAGUAGAAACAUUGUUACGUCAUAAUGCAGACGUCAACGCCAGGGAUAAAAACUGGCAGACACCAUUACAUGUGGCAGCCGCUAAUUCAGCUGUAAAAUGUGCAGAAUUUAUUAUUCCUAUGAUGACCAAUAUCAACGUGUCUGAUAGAGCUGGUCGAACAAGUCUACAUCACGCAGCUUUUAAUGGUCAUAAAGAGAUGGUGGAGUUGUUAUUAACUAAUGGAGCUACAAUCAAUGCCUUCGAUAAGAAAGACAGAAGAGCUAUUCAUUGGGCGGCUUAUAUGGGCCAUGAAGAUGUUGUCCGGGUUUUAGUAGAAAACGGAGCAGAAUUAAACUGUAGAGAUAAAAAGUCAUACACACCUCUCCAUGCUGCUUCUGCUAGUGGUCAAGUCUCAGUUGUUUGUUUAUUGUUAGAGUUGGGAGUUGAGGCCGAUGCUAUUGAUUCUUACGGCAAUACAGCUCUACAUGUUGCUUGUCUAAACGGACAAGAUUUAGUUGUAAAUAAAUUGUUACAGUAUGAUGCCAGCGUAAAUGCUGUUAAUUAUAAAGGUUUGACACCUAUUCAUUACGCUGCGGCAUCAACUCAUGGAGCAAUCUGUCUGGAAAUUCUCGUCACGGAAGGGGGGAACACAAAAAUACAGUGUGAAGAUGGCCGAACUCCGUUACAUUUAACCUCUCUGCAUGGUAGAUUUACUAGAGCCCAAACAUUACUUGAGCAUGGUGCUGAAAUAGAUGCAUGUGAUAAAAUGGGUAAUACAGCGCUACAUAUAGCAGCCAGAUACGGUCAUGAGUUAUUAAUAAACAGUCUGUUAGAACAUGGUGCUGAUCCAAUGAGACGAGGACACAAUGGUAUGUUGCCUAUACAUGUAGCAGCAUUAAAUGGUUACGUAGAUUGUGUUAGAAAGUUUCGUAUGGUUUUACCUGAAUUAAAUAUUAACGCUCAAGAUGAUGUUGGAAGAAGUUGUUUACAUGGGGCCGCUUGUAGUGGUAAAGCUGAUUGUGUCGAGUAUGUUUUACAUGAAGGAGGUGACGUCAAUAUACAAGAUGCUAAUGGAAGAAGUCCACUUCACUAUGCUUCGGCUAAUGUACAUCAACAAUGUGUGUUAUUAUUGCUCAAUGCUGGUAGUACUGUUAAUAUGACUGAUAGUAGAGGUUGUACACCAUUACAUUAUGCUGCACCAGCGGAUUCAGAUGCCAGAGUUGUAGAAUUAUUGUUACGUCAUGAUGCCCGGCCUGGUAUAAAGGAUGAUGAUGGUUUUAACGCUGUCCAUUAUGCUGCCUUAAAAGGCCAUAAACUUGCCUUAGAAAUGCUUUUAGAUCUUUCAGCAACAAACCUACUAAGAAGUGGUGCUCCAUAUUCCCCGGGUCAUUUAGCGGCGUAUAAUGGUCAUAAUGACGCCCUCCGAGUUUUGUUGAACAGUAUGAUGAAUCUUGAUGUUAAAGAUAUAAAUGGGCGAACGAUGUUAGAUUUAGCGUGUUGGAGUGGUAAUACAGACUGUGUAGAAAUGUUAUUAAUGCAUGGUUCUAAAAUACUAGUUCAUGACAACAUAUCUAGACGGACACCAUUACAUGCAGCGGCAAUAAAUGGAAAUACUAAAUGUAUAAAUUUACUGUUAGAAACUUGUGAAGAUAGUAACAUAGUUGAUUGUACAGAUGCUUAUGAUAGAACACCACUGAUGUUAGCUGUAGCCAACGGUCAUGUAGAUUGUACGAUAUAUCUGUUUAGAAAUGGUGCUAUAGUUAACGCUAGAGAUAUUGAUAGUAGGACGGCUUUACACAGAGGAGCAGCUAAUGGUCAAGAAGAGUGUGUUGAAGCUCUGUUACAUCAUGGUGCUGAUAUGACCUUGGCUGAUGGUAAAGGUCGUACACCGGUUCAUAUGGCAUCCAUGUGUGGUCAUGUUGGUUUAUUAGGUUCUUUACUUCUUAUGGGUUCAUCAGAAAGAUUAGAUGAUGCUAAAGGAUUUUCACCUUUACAUUUUGCUUGUUAUAAUGGUCAUGAUAGUUGUGUAGAGUUAUUAUUAGAUUAUGUUUAUAUGUGGUAUCAAGUGUUCUGUGAUGUCUGA
Molecule: messenger RNA, 2438 nt
Organism: Patella vulgata (common limpet)
Lineage: Eukaryota; Metazoa; Mollusca; Gastropoda; Patellidae
Product: serine/threonine-protein phosphatase 6 regulatory ankyrin repeat subunit A
Exons: 22
Coding region: 96-2438 (780 amino acids)
Biological process (GO): protein localization to ciliary inversin compartment
Cellular component (GO): ciliary inversin compartment
Molecular function (GO): protein binding
Source: RefSeq, a predicted model, not a curated record